Leptopilina boulardi is the source of this 1828-nucleotide messenger RNA. RefSeq lists its product as uncharacterized. The coding region runs from base 355 to 1563 and encodes 402 amino acids. NCBI's taxonomy places the organism in Eukaryota, Metazoa, Arthropoda, Insecta, Hymenoptera, Figitidae. The record is from RefSeq and is a predicted model, not a curated record. The transcript has 4 exons.
AUUUUUUACACAUUUUUUUAAAAAAUAUUUUUAAAUUAUUUUAUUUCCAAACAAAGAUUUUACAAUCUGUGACAUUUGAAUAUGAAAUAAAUUAAAAAAAAGAAAGUAUAUAAGUGAUAAAAAAAAGUGUCAAUUAUCUGAGUAGAGGGAGAUAGAUUAGUUUGACUGAAGCAAUGAAACAAUCACUCUACAUACAGUUAUCCGUCAAGAAGAGUUUCAGUAAUACUUCAACUAUAAAAUUGAUUGUUUCUAAAUAUUCGGAAUAAAAUAAUUUAAUUAAAUAUAAUAAUUUAACAGAUAGAAAAUUUGUAAAGCAAGAAAAACGCUAUUAUUCAAGAAAAUUCAAAAAGAGAAAUGGAUAUCGAAAUUGUCAAUAAAUCUUUUUGUGAACGUAUUCUACAACAACAUCAAAAGAACAAAAAAAUAAAAGUAUUGGAAUUAUCAAAAGAAUUGGCUACAUCUAAAGGGGAUAAUUUUUUAAGUGAAAUUUACCGAAUUUUUAUCAAGUACACAAACAGUAAAAAUGGUAACGCAAAAAUAAACGAGGAAACAAGUAUAAUUUUAAAAAUCAAACUUGCCAAUCUUUCAAUUGGAGCAGAAGCUAUUGACGAAGUAUUUUAUACUGAAUCAAAUGUUUUUAAAAAUAUACUUUCAAAAAUUGAAAAAUACACUGACUGUUCAAUUGGUCCAUUUCUUUAUGAAGUUAAUGAAAAUUCAAAUUAUAUAGUUAUGGAAGAUCUCGGACGUUUAAGAUACGCUAUUCAAGAUAAAUCAAAAGGUCUAACGUUUCAGCAGUGUCUAAAAGCUAUUGAAAAAAUGGCUAAAUUUCACGCAGGAUCAGUACGAAUUGCCGAAACGGAGCCUGAAUUAUUACAAUGUUAUGAUCAAAUUUGCCCAUGGGACGUUUUUCCAAAAACUUUCUAUAAAUUUAUGACCGAUUCAUUGAUAACAAUAAGCAAACAAAUUGAGGAAAAAUUUAAAGAAGAUGAAUAUCAAAAAAUUGCUUGUAAAUUAAAAAAAAUGUCUAAUAAUUUCGAGACAAAAGUACUUUCUGUUUUUAAACAUAGCGAUAGUGAAUUUUGUGUAUUAAAUCAUGGUGACUUUUGGAUUAAUAAUGUAAUGCUACAAACAAAUGAAAAAGGAGAAACCACCGAUGCACGAAUGGUUGAUUUUCAAUUAGUAACCUACACAUCACCUGCUAUCGAUUUAUCACACUUUUUAGCAAUGUGUCCGGAAAUGUUAAUAAAAGGAGAUAAAGAUGAAUACUUUCUUGAAAAAUAUCUGGCAACAUUAACAAAAACAAUGGAGAAAAUAGGUUGUAAAACAAAACCACCUACUAAACAAGAAUUAGAAGAAUCAAUGAAAAAAAGAGGAGUUCAUUCAAUUGUCACGGGAAUAAUUUUUUAUCCCCGAUUACAAGCUGAUAAAGAAGAUAUAGAAGACUUUGUAGAUGUAAUGUCAGAAGGCGAAACUAAACUCGAUCUUUUUAAAUAUCCAUUAGCUGUCAAUAUAAUUCGAAAAUUUUCUCGAAUUAUCAAUGACAAAGGUUAUCUUGAAUGUUAAAUUUUUUUCAUUUUAGUUCAUUUAUAUCUUUAUUAAUUUUUGAAAAAAAAACUCAAUAAUUUAUGUUUCAAUAAAAUAUCAAUAUCCAUUUCAAAUUAAAUUUAAAAUCCAUUUUUCCGAAUUAUCAUUAUGAUUUUAAUUAAAUUUUAAUUCACAUAAUUAAAUCAGUUGUAUUUUAAAUUUUACUUGGAAAUAAUUUUCUAAAACAAAAUUUAUGAAUUUAACUAAUCUGUAAAACAAUAAAUAAUAGUAUUUUUUAAAGAUA